This is a messenger RNA of Mugil cephalus (flathead mullet), 1551 nucleotides long. Its product is annotated as HERV-H LTR-associating protein 1. The record is from RefSeq and is a predicted model, not a curated record. Lineage: Eukaryota; Metazoa; Chordata; Actinopteri; Mugiliformes; Mugilidae. Bases 4 to 1293 code for a protein of 429 amino acids. The transcript is spliced from 14 exons.
GCCAUGGCAGCUUCAUGGAGGUCCCUCCACCGUCCACUCCUCUGGUUUCUAACCUGUGUCUCUACGGUUUUACUCGUCCUCCUGUUCAGUGACGUACUCAGACUCCGGCAGCAGGAAGAGAUUCACAAAAGAGAAUUCCUGAACUCAACAGAGAUCCCGGAGGAGCUCAUCGACCCCGCGGCCAUCGAUCUCACCCCCCUGGUCAAUACCUUAAUAAAUUCCAGCCAGUCGGGCUCUCGGCAGCUCUUCUCUCUGCUCAGUGUGACCUCCUACAGCUCCCUGGCUCUGCACAAACUCACCCUGCUGGUCUACAACAUUUCCAGCAUCAGACGCGUAGAAAGCUCCGUGUUCAGGAGGAGGUUCUGUUACUGCGUCACCAACGACACCAACGAUUUAACAGACUUCACCGCCGUCCUCCUGGACGUGAUGGGGAACUCCAGCAGCUCGCUGCACGAGAUCUUCAAAUCUGCCUCCAUCCUAUCAGUGAGUCAGAGGAACAACUCAGACUGUAUCUACAUCUGUGUGAUGGCGGGUAAGAUGGGCAGGGAGGAGUCUGAGGAGCUGUGGGAGAUCGACUCCAUCACUCCUCUCUUCAACCAGACCAUCGUGGAAGGUCCACACACAGCUAACGUCUCGUCCUUCAGGCUUCCUGCCGAAUGGCACCAACUGCCCACGGAUCUGAGUCACAUGUCUCCAUCUGGAGACGAGAUGAGCAGAGUCCUGUCCACCGCACACGCUUCAGCAGCGACUCCGGAUGAAACCGUCCCAGCAUCAGUGAAGGUCACGGCCCCUGGACCUCCAUCCAGCUUCACGCUGACGCAAACCUCCUCUGAAACACUGGAGACGCUGCCUCCGAGUGCGACCUCAUCUCCAACAGCUGUAGCUCCAGAGAUUAGUCCGAGCCGACCAACCUCAGCCUUUACUGAGAUGACAACACAACACCAGACGUUCACCAUCCGGCCAAAGACACGAACCACGACACAGAGGACGCCGGUGGAAACAGAGAAACCUGGUUGUCCCUGGAGACGAUCGGACCCCGCGACCACGACCGCGACCGCGACCACGACCGUCGCCGCCCACAAGCUGCAGCCCUGCGUCCUCGAGCUCUGCAAGUUCUUCUCCCAGUGUCUGUGCCGACCCUUCAGCCACAAGACCAACAUGAAGAGAUACUGUGACGACAGCCACGUCUGGUAUGAACAACACACGUCUGAGGUUUGUCGACGCGUCAAGAGAGUUUCUCUCUCCAGAAAUCUGAAACAGAGAUGUUUGACAAAGAUGUGCACCAAACUGUGACCGGAGCCGAUGAACGGUUCUUUGUUGGCCCCUGAAAGAACCGUUCUCCGUGACCCAGGAAAUGACCCACGGCACCGACACCAGGAACAUCUGGAGAACGUACGAGAACCGAAGCGGCCGGAGCUGAACUCCAGAAUCUGGACGAGUUCACACUGAAUCUGAUUCACUUUAGAAACAUGUGGAUGGAAGAAAUGUAGAAACGAUAAUAAACAUGUGGAGACGUGAAGCUCUUUUUCUGUUUGACGUAGAAACAUCUGA